AUGGCCAUGAUUGCCUCACAGCCCCAAAACAACUACACUCUUGCAGAGGGGGCUCCUCUUCCCCGCAAUGAUACCUCCGUCCAGGUCCGGAACAAGCAAGGCGGGGGCCUCGUCUUGUUGCAAGAUACCCAAUUGAUCGAGACUCUUGCCCAUUUUGCUCGAGAGCGUAUUCCAGAGCGAGUGGUUCAUGCCAAAGCUGCUGGAGCACGAGGUUACUUUGAAGUUACUCACGAUGUUUCCGAUAUUACCGAUGCCGACUUCUUGAACGGCAUUGGUAAGCGUUCAGAAGUCUUGACCAGAAUUUCAACUGUCGGGCCCGAGUCCGGCUCUGCCGAUACCAUUCGUGAUGUCCACGGUUGGGCUACCAAGAUCAAGACCAAUGAAGGCAACAAUGAUUGGGUCUUCAACAACAUUCCUGUCUUCUUCGUCCGAGAUCCCAUCAAGUUCCCCUCCUUGAAUCGAUCUCAUAAACGUCACCCCGCCACACAUUCCGUCGAUGCCGACAUGUUCUGGGACUUCCACGUUGGUGCUCCUGAGUCGGUUCAUGCACUAAUGUUCCUCUUUGGGGAUCGAGGCACUCCAGCUUCUCUCAGACACAUUAACGGUUAUUCUGGACAUACAUACAAAUGGACUAAGAAGGACGGCAGCUUCCACUACGUCAGAAUCCACUACCAUGCUGAUGGAGGCGUAAAAAGUCUGACACCUGAACAAGCCACCAAACUCGCCGGAACAGACCCAGAUGCACUGAUACUAGACUUGUAUAAUGCCAUUGAGGCUGGAAAUGGCCCUUCAUAUACUGUCUCUAUCCAAACCGUUCACCCUGAGGACGUGGCUCGCUGUCCUGUCAAUAUCUUCGACAUGACUAAAGUCUUGCCCCACGCCCUUUACCCUCUACGACCAGUCGGCAAACUUGUCUUCAACCAGAACCCCAAGAACUACUUUGCGGAGAUUGAACAAGCUGCUUUCUCACCGUCAACCAUGGUCCCCGGGAUCGAACCGUCUGCCGACCCUAUGUUGCAGGCUCGCAUGUUCUCAUACCCGGAUGCCGCACGCUACAGAUUGGGAGUCAACUAUCAGCAAUUACCCACCAAUGCGGCUAAAGUGCCCAUCUACAUUCCCACUGAGCGAGAUGGACUGAUGACCUUCGGUGCUAACUAUGCCGCGGAUCCCAACUAUGUUCAUUCGAGCAUCCAGCCCACAUCAUUCCAUGAGACAGCCAAGUCACAGUACAAGCCGACUGAGGAUGUCCUUGAAGGUCCCCUUGUAUUCACCAGUGAAAUCACAGAAGAAGAUUUCAAACAACCCCGGGCUUUAUGGAACGACGUUCUCAGCAAAGAAGAGCAAGACCGAUUCGUCAGCAAUGUUUCGGAUAACAUUGCUGCGGUGAAAAGAGAAUGGUUGAGAGAGAAGGUGUUUGGUAGGUUUUUCCCGACCUGA
Exophiala aquamarina CBS 119918 is the source of this 1437-nucleotide messenger RNA. RefSeq names its product catalase. Gene Ontology annotation, cellular component: peroxisome; mitochondrion; cytoplasm. The coding region runs from base 1 to 1437 and encodes 478 amino acids. The record is from RefSeq and is a predicted model, not a curated record. Gene Ontology annotation, molecular function: catalase activity; heme binding. The transcript has a single exon. Gene Ontology annotation, biological process: response to hydrogen peroxide; hydrogen peroxide catabolic process. Lineage: Eukaryota; Fungi; Ascomycota; Eurotiomycetes; Chaetothyriales; Herpotrichiellaceae.